Molecule: messenger RNA, 840 nt
Organism: Triticum turgidum subsp. durum (durum wheat)
Lineage: Eukaryota; Viridiplantae; Streptophyta; Magnoliopsida; Poales; Poaceae
Source: the annotation of a GenBank genome assembly
AUGUGCUACGCGGGCCGAGCUUAUAAACGGGCCAAACAAAAGGUCCAGAGUAACACGGAUCUAGGCCUACUCCAGGCUGCCGUCCAGGCCUACAGGGACACUCACGCUCGCUCCCCACGAAUGUCGUCGCGUGCGGCCACCAGAAUUUUCCUGACGCCGUCGUUGCUCCCACUUCCACUUCCCAAGUGGCUGCGUAGGCGGCGGCCAAGCAUCGGCCCAGCGAGGAGAGCCUUCGCGAUGGCGGCGUCUGGAUUCGGAGGCGGCGAGGCGUUCCGGCUGUCGGCUGCGUCGGGGGCCGGCGCGCUGAAGCUGCACAAGGGCGACAUCACCCUCUGGUCCGUCGACGGCGCCACCGACACCAUCGUCAGUGCUGCUAAUGAACGAAUGCUAGGAGGGGGAGGUGUUGAUGGAGCUAUACAUCAAGCUGCUGGACCACAGCUUGUUCUAGCAUGCCGUGAAGUUCCAGAGGUUAAACCUGGAGUCCGUUGCUCUACUGGAGAAGCUAGAAUUACUCCAGCUUUUGAGCUUCCUGUGUCCCGUGUGAUCCAUACAGUUGGGCCCAUAUAUGAUAUGGACAGGAAGCCUGAGGUAUCACUAAAGAAUGCAUACGAAAAUAGCUUAAAGGUUGCUAAAGAGAAUGGCAUUCAGUACGUUGCAUUCCCUGCUAUAUCUUGUGGUAUUUUCCGUUACCCUCCAAAGGAAGCAUCAAACAUAGCUAUUUCAGCUGCUCAACAAAUUUCAGGGGAUAUUAAAGAGGUGCAUUUUGUUCUGUUCUCGGAUGAGCUCUACAACGUUUGGCGUGAGACUGCCCAGGAGAUGCUGACGCAAUUUGAGAAAUAA